Molecule: messenger RNA, 430 nt
Organism: Macrobrachium nipponense
Lineage: Eukaryota; Metazoa; Arthropoda; Malacostraca; Decapoda; Palaemonidae
Exons: 2
Coding region: 32-430 (132 amino acids)
Source: RefSeq, a predicted model, not a curated record
CAGUGGCCAAAGACAACAUCAGCAAGCAACAAUGAAGUUUCUGGUGCUUGCACUCUUAGUGGCUUUUGCUUGCGCUUCUGAGAUAGAGAAGCGAGAGGCGGAACCAAGUUAUGGAGGAUAUGGCCACAUAAGCUACCAUCAUCGUCCUUCCUAUGGAUAUGGCUAUUCUAAUCACAAUCAUAAACGAUCUGCUGAUCCUGAACCUGAGGCUGAACCUUCCAAUGGCUAUGGCUCUUCUUAUGGGUAUCGGCCAGUCACCUAUGGCUACUCUCACCGCUAUCACAAGAGGUCUGCUGAUCCUGAGCCAGAAGCUGAUCAUUCCUAUGGCUCUUCUUAUGGGUAUCGGCCAGUCGCCUAUGGCUACUCUCACCAUUAUCACAAGAGGUCUGCUGAUCCUGAGCCAGAAGCUGAUCAUUCCUAUGGCUCUUAG